AUGGGAAUAGUCAUGGACGACAUCCACGCACCUACUGUCGCCUCCGGACCUUCGUCCGGGGCUGCCCCUCGCGACUUGUCUAAGCUGUCGAUGACCGAUCUGAUGCAGGAGAAGCAACGCCUGGAGGAUGAGCUCCAAGCUCUGAGCGCUGUGCUCGACUCGCAUGGUGUUCGCAUGACCUCGUCCCUUACUACCUUCGAUGGCUACCCACGCGAUGAUAUCGACAUCGCUCAAGUCCGAACAACCCGCGUGCGCAUUAUCCACCUACGAAAUGACCAUAAGGCAGUGAUGCAACUUCUUGAGAAGGGCAUCCACGCCCAUUUCGCCAACUUACAGAACACCCCUGACGCACAACCAACCACAAAUGGCACUAGCGCUACUCCAUCCGCCCAACCGACAGAGCAACCAACAGCGCAACCAGCAACAGUCGCGAGCGCUACACCGGGGACAGCAUUUGCCAAGGUCAAUUCCGUGGUCCCUGGAAGUCCAGCAGAUCAGGCAGGGUUGAGGGCGGGAGAUGCCAUCCGAAGCUUUGGAAGCGUCAAUUGGUUGAAUCAUGAACGUCUCUCCAAGGUUUCCGAGACAGUCCAGCAGAAUCAAGGGCGCCCGGUAUCAGUCAAAGUCAGCCGGACGGGCCCAAUCGGAUCUAGUCCUCUUGAGCUGGACCUCCAACUCACACCUCGACAAAAUUGGGGGGGCCGUGGAAUGCUGGGAUGUCAUCUAGUGCCAUUAUGA
Molecule: messenger RNA, 735 nt
Organism: Penicillium nucicola
Lineage: Eukaryota; Fungi; Ascomycota; Eurotiomycetes; Eurotiales; Aspergillaceae
Product: putative 26S proteasome non-ATPase regulatory subunit Nas2
Exons: 4
Coding region: 1-735 (244 amino acids)
Biological process (GO): proteasome regulatory particle assembly
Cellular component (GO): cytoplasm; nucleus
Molecular function (GO): protein binding
Source: RefSeq, a predicted model, not a curated record